Saccostrea echinata is the source of this 3727-nucleotide messenger RNA. Its product is annotated as protein TRC8 homolog. Gene Ontology annotation, biological process: ERAD pathway. Lineage: Eukaryota; Metazoa; Mollusca; Bivalvia; Ostreida; Ostreidae. Gene Ontology annotation, molecular function: ubiquitin protein ligase activity. The transcript has 2 exons. The record is from RefSeq and is a predicted model, not a curated record. Bases 91 to 2079 code for a protein of 662 amino acids. Gene Ontology annotation, cellular component: endomembrane system; endoplasmic reticulum.
AAAGCCGAAAGGAAACAAACGUCAUGAAUUAUUCGUUACAGCAUUUUACGUAAUAACUUGUGAUUGAAGACCCGUAGACCACAUCAGAAGAUGACAUGGAGAGAGCGGUUAGAAGCCAUGUGGGAGCUGGUAGUCAGAUUGCCUCCAUUAUUUGUCAUGGACAGCAUUCUUAACAAGUCCUUCUUUCCAGAAUUUUCUCUGUUUCAGUACCAGCCAUCAAUGUCUUCAAUGUCAUGGGCUGAGUAUUUUAUGUGGAUACUUAUAAUGACUGUGUUGUUUGUCCUGGCCCUUUGUGUGUUCUUGCUCACCACUGGUCAGUUACAGGACAUCUACAGCUUCGUCACUCUGGUCAGCCUCCUCUACAUGUCAUACCAGUGGAACCAGAACUUUCCCAUACCACCGGACAACAAACAUUCCUCAGAUGUCAAACAUAACUAUUAUGACAUCAUGCAGAAUGCAGUCACACAGAUAUUCUUGUCCUAUACAUUCACUUAUAUGUGGACCCUAAGGAAAAGAACUUUACCCAGGAAUGGAAUUAGGGCACUUAUUUCACUGGGAAUUAUGUCAUCUUUUAUGUUUCCUUCAAUUGUUUGUGUAGUAUUCCAGGAUAUUGGGUAUUUAUCCUGGGUGACACUGAUAUCUGUAGUGAUUCCAUCUAGUGUUCUAGCUGCAGAAGUAUGGAUCUGCGUCAGAGCUGUAGUUUGGACACUAAGACGGAUAUACAAUGUGAUUAAGAUAACUAUUAGUGCUAUUGGAAUUCAAGGAUUUGUUGAACAUCACUGGAUAAGACUACGGGUACCAAAAGUGCUACGAUUAUUUUGGAUAUCCAGACUCUUUUAUCAUUUCACCAUGUUGUGUCUUGAAGAGUUGUACCAAAGAGAAGUAGCAUUGACUUCUUUACACUCUUUAGACUAUCAGUCGAUCAUUAUCAAAUUAUUCACACAGAGCUGUGAGAACUUUGUUGCCAUGCUGGGCAUGACGAGUAUAGUGUCCUUCUUGGCACAUCAUGUGGGUGUUUUUUUGGCAUUCUGUGUGGGGUCCGACUCUGAGGAAGAUCGCAACAUGGGGACAGUGUCUGCGAUACUGUUCUUUAUUCUGGGCCUUCAAACAGGUCUAACUGGUCUUACACCAGAUGUGAGACUUGCAAGACUCUGUAAAAACUUUUGUCUGCUUCUCACUGCCAUCUCUCAUUUCAUCCACAGCAUGAUUCACCCGAUUCUGAUGUCCCUCAGUGCAUCACAGAGCAGUAAUGUGGUGCGGCAUUUGCGGGUGCUCUCAAUGUGUAUAUUUCUAUUGACAUUUCCAACAUGUUUACUUUUGUAUUUAUGGAGUCACUAUAGUGUUAGCACAUGGUUGUUGGCUGUGACUGCAUUUAGUGUGGAAGUUAUGUUAAAAGUGAUUGUGUCAUUAACAGUUUAUGCCUUAUUUCUUUUAGAUGCCUACAGAAACACUUUCUGGGAAGGCUUAGAUGACUAUGUGUAUUAUAUACAAUCAGCAGGAAAUACUAUAGAGUUUUUAUUUGGAAUAUUUCUGUUUUGCAAUGGAGCCUGGAUUAUGAUCUUUGAAUCGGGGGGAGCAAUACGUGCUAUUAUGAUGUGUAUUCAUGCUUACUGUAAUAUAUGGGUUCAAGCAAAGAAUGGAUGGCAAGUUUUUACCAAACGACGAACAGCAGUAAACAAAAUUAACUCUCUGCCACUGGCCUCUAAAUCAGAGCUGGAGACUCUUAAUGAUGUGUGUGCUAUCUGCUAUCAUGAAUUAAACAAUGCUAGAAUAACACGUUGUAACCACUACUUUCAUGGCGUGUGUCUUAGAAAGUGGCUCUACGUUCAGGAUAACUGUCCACUCUGCCACAAACUUAUUUAUGCCCCAGACAGUGUCACAAGUGAGACUCAAGAAAACAAUAAUGAUGAUGAUAACAAUCUUGAGGAAAUGGAUCCUGGGGCAGCGGCACCAAUCGGCAUCGAGGAUGCCAUUGUGCAGCAGCAAUUGAACCCAGUGAUAGGAAGGCAAGAUGUAGGUAGACAAUUGAAUAAUGGAACUUUUCAGCCUGCUAACACACUAAGAGUACAUCAAGACUAGCCAAAACUAGAAAUAAUGUAUUAAGUUAUUAUUUGUCUGCUUGAGCAAUGAGCAUCCCUGACAUCUCCUUAGACUUUAAGCAUGAUAAAAAUGUUUGAAGAUUAAUUUCAUAUUUUUUUCCCUGUCAGAAACAGAUUGGAUGAGAACUUAGUUAAUUUAACUUUAUAAUUUUCAUUGUUGAAAAUAUACAUACAUGUAUAUGAAUAAAGUUUUUUUAAGAAGUCUAAUAAUAAUUCCUUAUAAUUUAAUUAUCUAACAUGUAGUAAUAAAGAAAACAUUUUGUCCUCAAACAUGACUUCAAAUUGUAUGAAAUUUAAAUGCAACAUCAAGCUGAUUGAUAGUGUUUUUGACAACAGUCAUAUUGUGAACACAGGUUAUAAGUCAUAAACUUUUCCAGCAAAUGAACUUGUGUGUUACAACCAAAAUUAAAUUAUUCAUAUUGAAAUAUAAAUUAUCUUCCUUAAGAAAUAUAACUGUUUUGCCACAUGCAUAGUGUAUUUAUAUAUAUACCUGUCAGGAUGCUUAGAACAUGUAGAAGUGCUACUGUUCAGAAUGAACAUUUAUUUGAUAAAUGUUAAAGAAUUGAAAAAAGCUUACAUUCUAUGAUGUAGGGCAUGUCAAAACAAAGCCAGCUAAUUCUGUACUCAAGUACUUAAUGUUUAUAGUUAAUACAGCAGUAAUUACAUCUGAUUAUUUGUAUACUGCACAUGUAAGGUACACAUACACAUGUAUGUAUGUAAUUCAUAAGAUUUAAGACAAAGUGAUUGUAAUUUUUGAGUAUUUAUAUAUUUAUUGUUUGUUUUGUUAUUCUUGUCAAUUUUAAAAUUAUCUGAUUUUGUUGCAAAAAUUGGUAUGAACAUGUGCAGUUUAUGUCAUCUCUACAGUGCAUUGUAUGUUUGAGUCCAAAUGAAUUGAUAUAAAAAAUAUUUAUACAUUUUUAAUUGUAUGCAUAUGUCCAUGUAGGUCCCUGGUCAGGUUUGCAGGUGUCCUAUAGAAAUUACAUGUAAUCUGUCUGUCCAGCUGUCUUUCUGUUGAUCCAUCCACAGAUUUUGUUUUUUGGUUCUUUUGAUGAUUGUUUCUAUAUUUAAAUUUGUACACAGGUAUUCACAGAGAGUUAAGACAUAAGAGAAUAAGACAAAAUAUGUCUCAUUACUCUCAGUUAACACAUGUAAACAGUUUUAAUUUAGUAUGCCAUCUGGAUGGUAAUGGGUAGACUUUUAAUGAAUUGGCAAAAAAAGCUGACAUCUAAAAAAAAAUUCGUACUUUAUUUUGGUAAAAUGCAUAUUCAACUGAAUUGUAAUUCAAAGUAAAUAAUUCAAAGUAAAUGGCAAGAACACAGAAUUAUAGUUAUAAGUUUUCAUCACUGCCCUUUGUAAAUACAAAGAUUCAUAAUUUUCAUGUAGUUUGAUAAUAAGGUCACAUUUUCUGAUUGUUUGAAAAUGUCUAAAAUAUUCAAAUUAUGAAACAAUAUGUGUUUUAUUUUUUUUCUUUGUCUCAUUUUAAUUUCCCAUUUAAGUUAUUAUAAUCUCAUCCUUCUACAACCCCACCCCGCUCUGCUGACUGGUCAGUUUUCUAGUUGACUAACUGGCUUUCUGAAUGAAAGGAAUACCUGCUUUUGUUACUUAGUGUAUAAAUUAUACAAUAUUUA